GUUCCCGGAUGCGGGCACGUUCGGUGGUUAUAAAGCGCUCGCGCAAGGCGGGAGCGGGCGCAGUUUGAAUCGCGGCGGGUGCUGGGCUCGGGCUGGUGUGGUUGGGCACGCGCUCUUUCGCUUACUACCCGUUUGUGGCGCUGCAACACCGCUCAUAAUGGCUGGUGGAAAAGCUGGAAAGGAUUCCGGAAAGACCAAGACCAAGGCGGUAUCCCGCUCACAGAGAGCUGGCCUGCAGUUCCCUGUUGGCCGCAUCCACCGACACUUGAAAUCAAGGACCACCAGCCAUGGACGUGUGGGAGCUACAGCUGCAGUAUACAGUGCUGCUAUUCUGGAGUACCUGACAGCUGAGGUUCUUGAGCUGGCAGGAAAUGCAUCCAAAGACUUAAAAGUGAAGCGCAUCACUCCCCGUCACUUGCAGCUUGCAAUCAGAGGAGAUGAAGAAUUGGACUCUCUCAUUAAGGCAACAAUUGCUGGUGGUGGUGUAAUACCACAUAUCCACAAAUCUCUCAUUGGAAAGAAAGGACAACAGAAAACUGUCUAAAGGAUACCAGUAUUCCUUGUUAUCUCAGGACUUUAAUUAAACAGUUGUCCAGUGUUGGUGAUUCCAGUGGACUGUAUCUGUGAAACACAACUUUGCCUUUUUGUAAUUUUGAGAAGAUAAAGCUCACUGAGCAUUCUAACAUACCAAAUUUCUGCAUUGAAGUCUUAACCAUAUUUAAGUGUUACCAUGGCUUCAAAGAAGCUAUUGUAUCUGUAAGGGUUUUUGAUUAAAGAUGACUGUUUUAGAUCUGUUUGAUUUUAAUGUGAAGUAGAAGUUAAAGGAAAUGUUUGGUUUUGUACAGACUACUUCCACACUAGUGGAUGAAUUCAAUAAAUGUUGUAUCAAUAAUA
Pelodiscus sinensis (Chinese soft-shelled turtle) is the source of this 894-nucleotide messenger RNA. Lineage: Eukaryota; Metazoa; Chordata; Testudines; Trionychidae. The record is from RefSeq and is a predicted model, not a curated record.